Plutella xylostella (diamondback moth) is the source of this 3371-nucleotide messenger RNA. RefSeq names its product ADP-ribosylation factor GTPase activating protein 3 (gene ArfGAP3). Lineage: Eukaryota; Metazoa; Arthropoda; Insecta; Lepidoptera; Plutellidae. Gene Ontology annotation, biological process: COPI coating of Golgi vesicle. Gene Ontology annotation, molecular function: GTPase activator activity. The record is from RefSeq and is a predicted model, not a curated record.
GUGGUGGCCAUAGACCAACUGUAGUCAGUGGUGCGGUGGCUCUGUGAAUUUUUGACAUUUCAGUGACAACACGUCGAAAAUGGCUGACACGGGGCCUAGUAAAAGCGAUAUUGAAGCAGUUUUUCAGAGAUUACGGGCGAUAUCCUCGAAUAAAAUAUGUUUCGACUGCAACGCCAAGAACCCUACGUGGUCGUCGGUGACGUUCGGGGUGUUCAUCUGCCUGGACUGCUCGGCCGUGCACCGCAGCCUCGGCGUGCACCUCACGUUCGUGCGCUCCACGCAGCUCGACACCAACUGGACCUGGAAGCAGCUGCGCAACAUGCAGCUGGGCGGGAACGCUAAUGCUACGCAGUACUUCCGCACGCACGGGCUGGUGACGGAGGACGCGAGGCAGAAGUAUUCCUCUCGCGUGGCGCAGAUGUACAAGGACAAGCUCGCCCAGCUCUCCGACCAGGCCAUGAAGACACACGGGACUAAGUUGCACCUGGAUCCGGCCCCGGUGGAGAGCAAGGAGAUGAAGAGUGCGGAGGUAGACUGGUUCGCAGAGCAUGCCGGGGACGCACUCUCUAACACUAACGAGCAUGCCCUCACCGCACAGGUGAAGCCACCAGAAGCACUGAGCGCGGACCAGCGCCUGUGGCCGGAGCCCGCGCCCGGCGCCGCCGCCCCGCGCCGCGCGCCGCAGCCGCGCCGACCCGGGCUGGGCGCGCGCAAGGGCGGGCUGGGCGCCACCAAGGUGUCUGCCAACUUCGAUGACAUCGAGCGCGAGGCCAAGAUGCAGGAGCAGCGCAAACAGGAGUCGGCGGCAGCAGACAGCGCGGCGACGCUGGAGUCGGUGCAGCAGGAGGUGGCCUCGCUGCGCCUCGCGUACGCGGAGCCCGCGCGCGCGUCGGCCGACCGGCUGGGCAUCGCCGGCGCCACACGGAACAAGGGUGGCGGCGUAUCCCACUCCGCGAUGGCGGACAUGACGGAGAUCGAGCAGGAGGGCGCGCCCGCCCCCCCCGCGCCCGCCGCCGCGCUCGAUGACCUGUCUGUGUUCACCAUGAUCAGGAACGAGCCCUACAGCACAUCCCGCGGCCUCGACUCCCUCAUGUCGGCGGAGCCCACUCUCUCCACGUCGUGGGAGACCAUCGAGCCCGAGCCGGCCCGCGCCGUGCGGUCCAUGCUGAGCGCCCCCGCCCCCCGCGCGCCCCCCGCCCCCGCCCCCGCCCGGGGGGGCAAGCCGCGGAGGCAGGAGGUCGAUGAUGACUCGGCGGUGAAGAAGUUUGGAAGCGCUAAGGCGAUUAGCUCGGCGCAGUUCUUUGGAGAACAGGACAUAAUGUCGGACCGGUCGGGCGGCGCGUCGCGCUUCCAGGGCUCGUCCAGCAUCAGCUCCGCCGAGUACUUCGGCACCGCGGACCUGCCGCCCGCCGGGUUCACCGUCUCCGCGCCAGACCUCGACGAUGUGCGCGAGUCAGUCCGCGCGGGCGUGACGCGCGUGGCGGGGCGGCUGUCCAGCCUCGCCAACGGAGUGGUGUCCUCCAUCCAGGAGAAGUACGGGUACUGAUACCCGCCCGCCCCGCUGCCGCGCCUCGCGGGGUAGGCGGGGGUGGCGGGGGGCAGGGGGGAGGGGGCGCAGGCGGCUGGGGGAUGCUGAGCUCCAUUUUAAAGCGCGGCAGAGCCCGCUGCACGGUAUCGUUAUUAUUGUAUAGCCAUUUGCAUAACAGCUCGCGCAACACGGCAUUAUUAUCGACGUAGAUAAACGUUAACGUAUGUAGUUGAGGAUGCCGUGCAGUGGUCAAAUAUUGCGGUGGUGUCGCUAUAUUCAUAAAUUUCCAGUUAGACGAUCCGAAAGUUACAAAACGCCUUGCAGGGCCUUAUUAUAUCUUGCCUGAAGUUAAAACGUGCGUCUUCACACUACGUGAUGCAUGAGUUAAUGAACAAGUUAAGAUGGAGCCGCAGCAUUAGCUCUCAAAUUAUUUCAAAUAGAUACGAGUGCAAGUGUCCGCAAAUAUGUGCAUUUUAUAUUAUGUAACGAUUGCAGCAGAACUGCAUCGGCUUGUCAAGUUUGUGCGUUCUCAUUGGUUAUCUCGAACAUUGCGCUGUGUCGCUAUUGGUCCGUAAAAUAUUUAUUGUUUUUUAUCUAUGGCUCGUUUUACUCCCCCCUGGUUAGGAAUCGGUUGAUAUUAGAAUUUGUAUUGUUGGUUGGUAUUGGGAGAAGUAAAACAGUUGUAGAUGUUUUUGUUUGUGUAUUAUUGCUACGUUAUGUAUGUGAAUAGAGAUGUUAUACGAAAUGUUUCUUAGCUUUUUGUAAAAUGUGUGUGUUAAAUGCUCAUUGCAAUUAUAAUAUUCUUUUAUUUCAUUAGAAAGGGCUGAACUAUGUCCUAUAUUAUUUUAUGUAAAUUUUAAAUCUGUGUAAGAUUGUAAUCUUCAAACAGCUUUGCGGCAGUGAGCGGAGUGCACGCAAUGUGUAAUCUUAACACGAGUGUAAAUAAUGUAAUAUACAAUUUGUCACUAAUGGAUAAUCUAACAUUGUGAAAUCACGGUCAAAUAUAUAAGUAGACUUGUAGAAAUGUAGCUGAAUCUAUUGCACUAAACAUACAAUACCUACUGUAGAUUUUUUUAUGUGUCGUAGUGUCACUGAGAACAAUAAAGUGUAACAUUAUAUGAAACAUAUUCACUUGUAACAUAACGAAUUGUAAAUUAUUGUAGCUGUUUUCUUCGUGCGGCUUUUGAAGUGCUUUACAUAAUUAUAAUAAAACUAUUCAUUGUAAGAUAGGAAAGUAAUGAUAUAAUUACCUACUUAUUUAAAAAGUUAGUGUUUGUUUUUUUCUAAAUUCACGUUUUUUGCGCACAAGACGUACAUUAUUAACAUUCCAUACUUGAAAAGAGUGAAUCAACAUUAAAAUAAUAUUGUUUUAGACACCAAUUUAUCUUAAUUUACUCUCACACUGUUUAACUUUGUUCUAGAUACUUAUUAUUGUAUUUGUUUUCGGUUCGGUGUAAGGCUAUAUUCUAAGUAAGUUUAUAAAUGUUAGCAGGUGUUGCGGUAGACAUUCGGACGUGGACAUCGCAUUUAGAUAGAAUUGAGCGCCUUUUAUGAUAUAUAAUGUAGGUUACUAUACUUAUUAUAAAAUACUAGUAUACUUUAAAUUACUAUAGUUUUCUAUCUCUUCCUCACAGACAAAUUGAACCUGGGUAAACUAACUGUAAUAUCAGUUUCAUUUUAUAUAUUUUACCUCAUGUUAAACGCUAAGUGUAUGUUCAAAUUAACUUCAGAUUCAAAUAGCUGUUACCGGAAGUUUGUGUAAAAAUAAUACAUUUUACUACUUAGAUUGUUUUUUUAGGAAAUUAUUAAUUGAUAUAAAUAUACAAAAUUAUAUUUUCAACAA